This is a messenger RNA of Maniola jurtina (meadow brown), 1527 nucleotides long. Its product is annotated as zwei Ig domain protein zig-8-like. The record is from RefSeq and is a predicted model, not a curated record. The transcript has 8 exons. Gene Ontology annotation, biological process: synapse organization. Lineage: Eukaryota; Metazoa; Arthropoda; Insecta; Lepidoptera; Nymphalidae. The coding region runs from base 429 to 1349 and encodes 306 amino acids. Gene Ontology annotation, cellular component: neuron projection membrane.
UGUAGACACGGUGUACGGACACGGGCCGUGCACACAGAUGCGGAUUCUACCCCGAUUUUGCUGUAUACGUUAGUCUACCAAAGACCAGCGUGGUAAAAAGAAGUUUAUGCACCCUUCGUGUGAAUUUAACUCGCUAAGUGCGAAAUGUGAACUUCUCAAACAACGUUCGUAAUAUUGAAAUUGAGUGAUCAUAGAGUUUUUUUGGCGUUGUAAAUAAAAUGGAAUAAAGUUUAUGGAUGUCCGAAGUUUGUGAACUCGUGGAUUGAUAUAGUAAAACUUUUACGAAGUUCGUAAGUGAAGUGAAGUGGUUUAUUUAAAUAGAGUUCUAAUACCGAUUGAGACUUGCAAUAUUGAUUGGGAUUUUUAUCAGACAAUGCAUCGUACAGUCCGUCGGUUGGCAUAUAACGAAUGGAUGCGACAGGGUUAGCAUGGGGCUGACAGGGCUAGGAGGUAUGAGAGCGCGCAUGGGCUAUCGUCUCAAGAUUGGUCUGGUUGUAAUCGUUAGCAUGGUACUGGGGUUCUUCAAUGAAAGCCAGGGUACGGUUCAAAAAGACUCGGCGCACUUCGGCCAGGACAGCGUGGGGUCGUUCCCGUACUUCGAGUAUAAUGUGCCGAGGAAUGUGACGACCGUGGUCGGGCAGACCGCUUUUCUGCAUUGUAGGGUUGAGCAUCUUGGCGACAAAGCGGUAUCGUGGAUAAGAAAAAGGGAUCUUCACAUACUCACUGCUGGAAUUUUAACCUACACGUCCGACCAAAGGUUUCAAGUCAUUCGGCCUGACAAAUCGGAGAACUGGACUUUGCAGAUCAAGUUUCCGCAAGAAAGGGAUGCUGGGAUCUACGAAUGCCAAGUAAACACUGAACCGAAGAUGUCUUUAGCAUUUCAACUUAACGUUAUAGAAGCAAAAGCAAAAAUACUUGGACCAGCAGACCUUUACGUGAAGACUGGCAGUUUGCUGUCACUUACGUGUAUCCUGAGUCAGGGUCCGCAUGACUUGGGGACGAUAUUUUGGUAUAAGGGAUCCAAAUUAAUAGAAUAUAAGGAAGUGGAGACGAACGAUGUAGUCGAAGAGCCGAGAAUUCGCCUGAAAACAGACUGGACGGAAAAGCUCACGUCAAGAUUAAUAAUUGACAAGCUUCUACCAACUGACAGCGGGAAUUAUAGCUGCAUGCCCACAAUGGCUGAAGGAGCCUCCGUCAAUGUUCACGUAAUAAACGGGGAACAUCCAGCGGCAAUGCAGCACGGCAACGCGAACACAGCAUCACCAUGUGCCCUAUCGGUUAACCUCGUCAUUUCUUUAUACUGCACACUUGCGACCUUAUACACGAACACAGUUGACGGCUUUAGAUGAAAGUUACAUAAAAUAUCUUAAAAGAUUAUAUCUUAAGAGAUGAAAAGUUGUAAAUUAUAUAAAUAUUUACCGUCGCGAAACGUUUUAUGUUAAAAAAUAAGGAAAAUCGUAUCUCAACUGUUUUUAUUUGCCUGGUGUUUCUUUGCAAAUAAGUAUACCUACUCAGAUACUCAGUGUA